Messenger RNA from Megalops cyprinoides (Indo-Pacific tarpon), 2654 nucleotides. RefSeq names its product sodium- and chloride-dependent glycine transporter 2-like. The record is from RefSeq and is a predicted model, not a curated record. Gene Ontology annotation, molecular function: glycine:sodium symporter activity. Gene Ontology annotation, biological process: glycine import across plasma membrane; sodium ion transmembrane transport; synaptic transmission, glycinergic. Gene Ontology annotation, cellular component: membrane. Lineage: Eukaryota; Metazoa; Chordata; Actinopteri; Elopiformes; Megalopidae. The coding region runs from base 1 to 2592 and encodes 863 amino acids. The transcript has 17 exons.
AUGCGGCAGAAAGGGCUUCGAGAUGGCUGUGGCUCAAAAGAGGAGAGCCAUGGAGUCAGAGUAGCUAGCCAUCUGGACACAAGCUGGGGUCUGAUCAGCCCUGGCUGGGUCACCUUGAGGAGGGUGUAUGAUGUUGAAAGACCUGAAACACCCGAUGAUUCCAGGAACAUCACUGAAGAUGUGUCCAGGGGCACCAGAAACUCAGCAGACAUGGAGUUUUCCGAGCAGCGAGAUAUGACUAAGCAGCUAGUCAACAAUCCAACCAGUGUUCACCCGUCACCUCUGCACGAAAGAACAGCUGGAGUUACAACAAACAAAACGGAGAACGUCCAACACCUACCUUCCGACGCGCAGUCUGCGCCGCCACCCCAUCCGGCCAACGAGAGAAAAACUUUUUGUUCUGUGGAAAAUAAGCCGGGAGAGGCAGAGGUCAGCAAAGCUUAUGGGACGUUUAAAAAUGCAGCUCCGGUUCCGGUUCCAAUUAAUUCUGCCCUCCGCAAGGAUUCCGCGGGAAACGCGAUGCCACGAACGGAUGUUUCUACAACUGUUCAUGGCACAUUAAUGUCUUCCCAUUGCACAGACGCGUUACCUAAUCACGGUGCAACCAGGAGCGCAAUGGAACAAAACAACGCUACGGGCAACUGGACCUCCGUGAGCCAGACCACAGUUAUACUGGGAACAGAUGGCAACACUUCUGUUCUGCCUGGCACGGCGACCGAGGAUGAUGACGAUGACGACCAAGGAGAUGAGAACAAAGCUAGGGGAAAUUGGUCAAAUAAACUGGAUUUCAUUCUUUCUAUGGUUGGGUACGCUGUUGGUUUGGGUAACGUGUGGAGGUUUCCAUACCUCGCCUUCCAAAAUGGAGGAGGUGCUUUUUUGAUACCAUACCUGAUAAUGUUAUGCCUCGCUGGCAUUCCUAUAUUCUUACUGGAAGUAUCUCUGGGCCAAUUCGCCAGCCAGGGGCCCGUAUCUGUAUGGAAAGCUAUUCCAGCUCUUCAAGGUUGCGGGAUUGCCAUGUUGAUUAUAUCUGUCUUAAUAGCCAUAUACUAUAAUAUUAUUAUGUGCUGGACAUUGUACUACCUGUUCGCUUCAUUGAAGCGCUCACUUCCAUGGGCUACCUGUCAGAAUUCGUGGAACACCCCGGACUGUAAGGACAAAGAUAUGCUCUUUUUAGAAUCCUGCAUACUGCGGGACAGGAACAUCACUACUGUGAGAAACACCACCCGCUGCUUGGCGGUGAAUGCCAUGGGGAAUCUGAGCAAAUUGGCCAACCUGACAUCAGACAACAAAAGUUACGUCAGCCCUAGUGAGGAGUACUUCAAGUACAAUGUGCUGCACAUUUCUAAAGGGAUUGAGUACCCAGGAGACAUCCGCUGGCCUCUGGCUCUGUGCUUAUUUCUAGCCUGGGUGAUAGUCUAUGCCUCUCUGGCAAAAGGAAUAAAGUCAUCCGGGAAGGUGGUAUAUUUCACAGCCACUUUCCCCUAUGUGGUGCUCAUCAUUCUAUUGGUCAGAGGGGUCACCCUGCCAGGGGCAGGAUCUGGCAUCCUGUACUUCAUAACACCCAAAUGGGAGAAACUCAAUGAUGCCAAGGUAUGGAAGGAUGCUGCUACUCAAAUAUUCUUCUCCCUGUCUGCUGCCUGGGGUGGACUCAUUACUCUGUCUUCCUACAACAAGUUUCACAAUAACUGCUACAGGGACACAAUCAUAGUGACGUGUACAAACAGUGCCACCAGCAUUUUUGCAGGCUUCGUCAUCUUUUCUGUGAUUGGCUUCAUGGCGCACGAGCUGAAAGUGCCCAUCGAGAAGGUUGCUGAUGAAGGACCAGGCAUUGCCUUUGUGGUGUACCCUGAGGCGCUGACCAGACUGCCUGUACCUCCCUUCUGGGCCAUCAUCUUUUUCCUCAUGCUGCUGACGCUUGGACUAGAUACCAUGUUUGCCACCAUCGAGACCAUUGUGACAUCAGUGUCGGACGAGUUCCCCAAAUACCUGCGCAAGCACAAGCCCAUCUUCACCCUGGUGUGCUGCAUCUCCUUCUUCGUGCUGGGCUUUCCCAUGAUCACAGAGAGUGGAAUGUACAUGCUUCAGUUGGUGGACACAUAUGCCGCCUCCUACUCUCUUGUCAUCAUUGCCAUUUUUGAGCUGGUGGGAGUCUCCUAUAUAUAUGGCUUGCAGAGGUUCUGUGAAGACAUCGAAAUGAUGAUUGGAUUCCAGCCGAACAAGUUUUGGAGGAUAUGCUGGGCUUUUGUGACGCCUACUAUUCUGACGUUCAUCUUGAGCUUGAGCUUAUACCAGUGGAAGGUGAUGACCUACGAGGAUUACACUUACCCGACCUGGUCCAUGGUCCUGGGCUGGCUAAUGGUGAUCUGCUCAGUCAUCUGGAUUCCCAUCAUGUUUGUGAUCAAAAUGCACCUGGCGCCCGGCACCUUCAUCGAGAGGCUGAAGCUGGUGUGCUCCCCUCAACCCGACUGGGGCCCCUUCCUGAUGAAGCACCGUGGGGAACGCUACAAGAACAUGAUCGACCCCCUGGGGACCAACUCAUUGGGACUCAAACUCCCGCCCAAGGAUUUCGAGCUGGGCUCCCAGUACCAGUAGCAGCCACCCAGUAUCAUAUGCAGAAACCCGGCGCGCCUACUCUCCCCUCUCUGUCCUCUCUC